CAGAGCAGCCCUGCCUCAGCUCAUCUUUCCUACAUUUCUAGAGCCCCACCAGGCUCUCCUGCUGCUGCUUCUAUUCUUCUACCCUGAGCCCUUCCCUGUCUCACUGUCCCCAGUUCUCUCUCUCUCUCUCUGGAAUUAGGGUCAAGCCAGGCAGGUGCAGGACCUGCAGCUACCACGCCCCUUAAUCCUGGCAUUGCUGAGCACAGGUGUCCAUCCCAGCUCCCUGACCCAGCCAGCUGUCGGGCUGCAGGUUAGGAUGGCAGAGGAGGAGGGUUAUGAGGGCGAAGAGGAUGUGUUCCUGGCUUUUGCCCAGGGACCAUCUCCUCCCAGGGGUCCCAUACGGCAGGCCUUGGACAAGGCCUUCUUUAUAUUCCUGGCCCUCUUUCUGACCCUACUGAUGCUGGAGGCUCUUUACAAGCUCCUGUGGCCACUGCCAUGGGCAACAUUUGGGGAAUGGCUUCUGGGAACACCUCAGAAGGAGGAUGAGCUGGAACUGUGA
Pipistrellus kuhlii (Kuhl's pipistrelle) is the source of this 499-nucleotide messenger RNA. RefSeq names its product small integral membrane protein 40 (gene SMIM40). The transcript has a single exon. NCBI's taxonomy places the organism in Eukaryota, Metazoa, Chordata, Mammalia, Chiroptera, Vespertilionidae. The record is from RefSeq and is a predicted model, not a curated record. The coding region runs from base 257 to 499 and encodes 80 amino acids.